Messenger RNA from Syngnathus typhle (broad-nosed pipefish), 661 nucleotides. RefSeq names its product lactadherin-like. The coding region runs from base 1 to 627 and encodes 208 amino acids. NCBI's taxonomy places the organism in Eukaryota, Metazoa, Chordata, Actinopteri, Syngnathiformes, Syngnathidae. The record is from RefSeq and is a predicted model, not a curated record. The transcript is spliced from 5 exons.
AUGUGCAACAGCCAGCAAAGAUGCCACAUUGAGCUUUUGAAGGACCAGUCCUGCCCUGCCACCUACAAAUAUCUGCAGAUGGUCUAUAGCUGUGAACAGAAAGUAUGUCUCGAUAGUCUGGGCAUCGCCGACGGCAGUGUUGCAGACUCUCCCUUCAAAGCCUCCUCAAUGAAAGACGCCACCCAGGUAAAAGCCCGCCUCAACAGGGAGUCCUGCUGGAAGCCGUCAAGAAAUCCUUUGGAAUGUCUGCCUCCUCCAGCCGUCGGCAGCUGGAUCCUGGUGAACCUCGGCUACAAGAGAAAGGUGACGUCGAUCGUGACCCAGGGGUGUGAUAGCAACAAUACUCGCUCCUGGGACAUCAAACUUGAGAUGAGACUAAGCGUUGACAAGAGGAAGUGGACCAAACACCCGGACGGGAAGUUCAUCGGCGGUGGGACUCAUCUGCUUGAGACGCCCGCAAUCGCUCAGUACGUCUGCAUCCUGCCGCUAGAAAAUUGUCCAGAAUUUGGCCUCCGCUUCGACAUCUUGGGAUGCGCACAAGAGGGUUCUACUGUCCGCCCGGGUGUGACAAAGAGGAACACUUUGUCUUCGGAACGAUGGUCUACUCUGCAGUACGGGAUUGCCUGACCCCACCGGUGGACUUCUUGUCUGUGACUGCAAG